Molecule: messenger RNA, 1097 nt
Organism: Puntigrus tetrazona (Sumatra barb)
Lineage: Eukaryota; Metazoa; Chordata; Actinopteri; Cypriniformes; Cyprinidae
Exons: 7
Coding region: 88-738 (216 amino acids)
Cellular component (GO): membrane
Source: RefSeq, a predicted model, not a curated record
UUCUGAGCAUUUGGUUCAGAUUUGACCUCUUUUCCCAAACAUCCUGUAGUGGUCGCCCAGUUCUUCCCUCCCCCUUUUUUUCUUCUCAUGUUUCUCGUUUCUGGGCUGUUGCACAACAGCAUUGUUUUCAUCUUCGUUCUUCUGUCACAGACACAUGCAGUGAUGGUGGAGGAUCAACCAGAGGCCAUUACCACCGUGACGGGCGGCAAUAAACCUGUGCACCGCUUCCUUAGAGGACAACCCAAGAGCAUUGGAGUUGUCCUAGUGAUAAUGGGUAUAGGUCUGUUCAUGUUUGCAAUACCCAUGAAUGCAGAAUCAGAAGCACCCAUCUCAGAGGAGCAGUCCACCCCAUACUGGCUUGGUUUCUGGUUCUUUGUCUGUGGUCUUCUGUAUAUACUGUCUGAGCGUAAUCCCUCCAAAAAGAUGAUCACAGCCAGCCUUGCUCUGAGUAUCAUCUCAGUCAUUGGAGUGGUGACUGCUGUGGCGGGCUUCUCCAGAACAAUUGCUAAUAUCCAUUACAUGCACUUUUAUCAUGCAAGUGACAAUCAAACAGAAGAGGAGGAACUUUAUGCUGAACAACAUUAUAUGACCAUGACGAACAUGGAGGUAGUGUUCAUCUGCCACAGCUUGAUAGGAGGCGUUCUGCUUGUGGCCAUGGCCUUCUUCGCCCGGGCAGCGCUGCAGUCCAGCAGAACUCAGGCUGUGGUUGUAAUGAGGAACCUGCCGUCAGCAGAGUGAACCAACCCAGAUCAUCUGAACAUCCUCUGUGGUGCACAUGAAGAGGAGCUGACGGCACAUUACAGCAAUCAGCGUUUAAACUGCAUAUAUAAUAUGUAUAUUGUAUCUAAAUGCAGCAGAGCUGUAGUGUCUGUUUUCUGCAGAAACCAUACCAGUGUUUUGAACUGAAUCCUAAAAUAAAAACACAGUGUAGGGACAUUUAUCACUUGUAAAUGUAUCAGUUAUGUACAAACAUCUAAUAAACAUAAUCAUUAACACUUUCUAAACACUUGUUAACACUUGUCUGGCACAAAACAUUUUAGACACAUUACUCUACAUCUUCUGGACGACAACCCUCAAUAAAAAGAGACGCCUUGAGA